AUGUCGGAGGAAGAAUUGUACAGUAAAAUAUGUGUUGCACAGAGUAUCAAACCUGUCUUCAGUGACGAAGUCGUUGAUAAUGAGUCUUCUUACAAAUUGUCUAAAUUAUCUUGUAGCUUAGCAACAAUAUUUGCACGAGAUAAAGACAUAGUUGCCGUGAGAUUGAAAAUUUCCGAUGGUUGUAUAGCCUACAUUUCUAAGAUUGGUCCUUGGCUUGAUGAAGAAGUUGUAUAUAUCAACAAAAUCAGGGAAUAUCUGAGAAAUAUAUUUAAUGAUUCCCCUAAAAAAUCAAAAGCAAAUUCGGAUACUCUAGCUAUUGAAAUAUUGUCAUACUGUUCUAAUAAGCUUGAAUCUAGAAUCAAUAAGCUUAAGGAAGAUUUAACUCGUAAUCCAGAUAAGGAGUAUAUUAAAUCUUUCAUUAGAUAUGCUUCAGCUAAUUUAAAAGAAUUCGAUCCGAAGAAAUUAAAUGAUGUGGAUAAGUUCAAAAUUUCUGUUGUUUGUCAAUCUUAUUAUGAACAACAACUCGAUAAAAUUGAUAAUGAUAAAAUUGAUAAAAAAAAAAAAGUGAGAUUCCUAAAAAUUUUUUAG
Molecule: messenger RNA, 588 nt
Organism: Rhizophagus irregularis DAOM 181602=DAOM 197198
Lineage: Eukaryota; Fungi; Glomeromycota; Glomeromycetes; Glomerales; Glomeraceae
Source: RefSeq, a predicted model, not a curated record